ACCACCACCACGGUCCCGGUGCUGAUCGACCGGCCGUCCAAAUAUCUCCUCCUCCGCAGCUUCCCGGAAGCUUCUCCCCCGAGAUGGGGUCGCCGUCAUCAUCCUCUCGAUCGUACCGUCCUAUCCAUCACCAUCCGUCCCUCCCUCCCCGCUUUAUACAAGACGCCAGCCACGGCUCGGCUUCCUGCGCCUCGUCGACGCAGAAACAACGACGUACGGCAGCAACAGUUGUUCUUGUUCAUCAACAGGCCGAUCGCUUGGUCGUGGGAGAGCAUGGCGGCGGACGACGGCGCGGGGGCGUACGAGGACCUGCUGCCGGUGAUGGCGGGGCGGCUGGGCACGGCGGGUCUGCUGUCGGAGCUGCGGGCGGGGUUCCGGCUGCUGGCCGACCCGGCGCGGGGCGCCAUCACGGCCGAGAGCCUGCGGCGGAGCGCGGGGGCCGUGCUGGGCGUGCCGGGGAUGACGGCCGAGGAGGCGCGGGCGAUGGUGGGCGAGGGCGACCACGACGGCGACGGCGCGCUCAGCGAGCACGAGUUCUGCGUGCUCAUGGUGCGCCUCAGCCCCGGCAUCAUGGCCGACGCCGAGGGAUGGCUCGAGGAGGCCAUCGCCGACGAGCUGCUCCCCCCGCCGCCGCCGCCCCCCGCGCCGGCCGCCUGAUUGCUACGUACCACGUACUAGAGUACUUGCGUCGCUACUGACUUGUAUGCUUGCUGUAUCACCGCCGUAUAGUCGCCGUUGCUUGAGUGUUGGUACGUACAUGGUGAUGCUCUUUGAGCUUUGCUUUAUUUAUU
This is a messenger RNA of Hordeum vulgare subsp. vulgare (domesticated barley), 791 nucleotides long. RefSeq lists its product as uncharacterized. The record is from RefSeq and is a predicted model, not a curated record. The annotation marks the transcript as partial. The transcript has a single exon. Lineage: Eukaryota; Viridiplantae; Streptophyta; Magnoliopsida; Poales; Poaceae. Gene Ontology annotation, molecular function: calcium ion binding.